AUGGGGCGAUCCGGGUUUGGGCUGGCUUGGCUGGCCCUUGUGCUGUUGGCCCAAGGCACCGUUGCCAUCAUGUGCGGGGACCGCGAGUGCCGGAACUGUGACACGCGCUUGCUCGAAUACGAAUUGCUGGGGGAACUCACCUCAUGCUCAGCCUCAGCCCAGCCUCGAUUUGCCACGGGCGCUACCUGCAAUUUCGAUUGCAGUGGCACCAGCGUGGUCAUGAGGACCAUGGUCUGCCACGAUGGCUUUUGGCUCUGGCCUCAAACCAACAUCAGUGCCAACUACAUGUGCCCUUCGUACCUUGCGGCUGGCUGUCACUAUGACCCCAUGGCGACGGACGGCGUUCGCUUCAGCUGCAACCGCUGUGGGCGCGAGAUCGAAUUGACACCCCUGGACACCACGCCCUUGAUCAUCUCAGCCGACGUACAACAUCUGGAGAUCACCUGCCACCAUCUGGCUGCUUUACCAAUGGAGCCCUUUCGCAACAUGCGGUUCCUCGAGACUUUGAACUUGAGCCACAACGCCAUUUCGUUUACCACCAAACGUUUCCUCGAUACGACCUUUCGCUUGACCAGCAUGGAUCUCCACGACAACAAACUCUCCCUGCUCGAUUGGGAUGACACACCCAGCAUCAUGCCCAACUUCACCUUUUUAGACCUCAGUGAGAAUAACUUGCAGCAGGUCAGCUGGUGGGCCUUUCGUGGCACGUUUUCACCGUCUUGCUCCGUUGACCUUCCAGAACUCCGCUUUAGCAAUGCCAGCAACGGCUGUCACUGCGCCCUGCAGCCCCUAUACACAACAAAUGGUCUUGGCCAGCCAGACUGCGGUCGGGUGGUGUGUACCGACGCUUGUCGCAACCCGGCCGAGAUAGACCCGGCUACUGAGACCGUCUCUUGCACCUCCUAUGUGCCGGCUGCAAGGCCCGGCGCUUCCCGUGGCCUGACCACCUUGCCCAGUAUGAACAUGCUCUGCGACGGCCACACAGAUUGUUUCAAUGGCUUUGAUGAGGACAUCUGUGGCAUCUACAUGACUGAUGCAACCAGCGACACUUUGCUGAAGGCGCUGAUAGCUCGCUGUCAUGGCUCAGUCCUCCACCUCAUCCUCCUUCGGGGCGUGGUCGUACUUCGCCCUGAUCCAUACGAGCCGUUUCCGAACAAUACUUGCUUGGGCAACACGCGAUCAACUCGAGAUCAGUUGGUGCUCCGCAUCACCGACAAUGGCGCUAUCACCGCAGUGGAUGGCGAAGACAGCGAUGUCGAUUACUCCUUUUCUGUUCUCAACUACACCGCCGCCCGUGUCUCGGGCGUGGCUCUUGGCGGGAACAACAUCUCGGCCAUUUUUGAGAUUGUCAACGGCUUCCCCGACUGGGACGCCCAAGCUUCCACCGCUGACCCCAAAACGGAACCAAGUGGCAACACUAGCACCGCUGCCCCUGUGGCCUUGGUUCAACCCUCCAGGUCUCCCGUCCUGGUGGCCGUGAUUGUCGCCGUUGUCGGAGUCCUUUUGUUGCUGGUUGGUGCCGUCACCUGGCGAGUGCGGCGCCAACAAAGGCGUCGGUUGAGUCACGAACAACAGCUCCGACCUCUGAUGGACGAACUGACACUGGAGCUGACCCAGAGCGAAUCCUGGGUCAGGUCGGGCGAGGCUGCUUCGGAACCGCGCGCAAACACGGCCAGUUUGUUGAUCCCCUCGUACGUCCGCUUCGCCACAAUACUUCCUGUAGCCCAGCCGUUGGUCAAGCCUCUUUGA
Molecule: messenger RNA, 1749 nt
Organism: Monosiga brevicollis MX1
Lineage: Eukaryota; Choanoflagellata; Craspedida; Salpingoecidae
Exons: 1
Coding region: 1-1749 (582 amino acids)
Molecular function (GO): protein binding
Source: RefSeq, a predicted model, not a curated record